UCAGGGCCAAGCUCACUACGUCUCCCGUGCGGCGAGGAGCCCCGGCCGGCUCCGGCAACGAAACCAGCUGUUAAUAUAUAAGGCUCGCGCACAAUGACCAACAAGGCCGCCACCGCCAGCAUCAUCGCCGCCGUGGGCGUCGUUGCCGUCAUCGGCACGAUCGCCGCGAUCACCACGUCCAAGAAGGCCAGCGACGACGGCGGCAACAUGUCCACCAGCAUCAAGCUCUCCCAGCUCUGCUCCUCCACGCUGUACCCGGCCAAGUGCGAGACCAGCCUCACCCCCGUCGUCAACGAGUCCUCCAACCCGGAGGAGGUCCUCCGGGCCGCGCUCCAGGUGGCCAUGAACGAGGUUGGCGCCGCCUUCGCCAAAUACACCGAAGUCGGCAAGGGCGCCGCCGACAACAUCACCUUGAGCGCCAUCGGCGAGUGCAAGAAGCUGCUCGACGACGCCAUCGUGGACCUGAAAGACAUGGCCGGCAUGAGGGCCGACCAGGUCGUCGGCCAGGUCAACGACCUCAGGGUCUGGCUCUCCGGCGUCAUGACCUAUAUCUACACCUGCGCCGAUGGCUUCGACAAGCCGGAGCUCAAGCAGGCCAUGGACAAGCUGCUGACCAACUCCACCGAGCUCAGCAGCAACGCCCUGGCUAUCAUCACCCGAGUCGGCCAGUUCCUGCAUCAAGGGCAAGACACCAAGAGUGGCUCCACCGGCGGAGGGAGCCGCCGACUUCUCGGGUGGUACCUGGGUGACGCGGACGAUGUGGAAAGCAGGCGCCGGCUUCUAGCCAUCGAUGCCAGGCUGGAUGAGAUCGCAGACGUUAGAGACGCGAGCCGGCGCCUCUUAUCGGAGACGAUGGACCAGAUCACUGAGAUGUCCCACGACGGUGAGCGCCACCUCCAAGACGUGAGAGACGCGAGCCGGCGCCUCUUAUCGGAGACGAUGGACCAAAUCGCUGAGAUGUCCCACGACGGUGAGCGCCACCUCCAAGACGUGAGAGACGCGAGCCGGCGCCUCUUAUCGGAGACGAUGGACCAAAUCGCUGAGAUGUCCCACGACGGUGAGCGCCACCUCCAAGACGUGAGAGACGCGAGCCGGCGCCUCUUAUCGGAGACGAUGGACCAAAUCACUGAGAUGUCCCACGACGGUGAGCGCCACCUCCAAGACGUGAGCACGCCCAACCCCACCGGAAACAUGAGCACGCCCAACCCCACCGGAAACGCGAGCAAGUCCAAGGUCAUGUCGUUCGGUGACGGCUCGUCGGCCUCGAUGUUCUUCGGCGUCUCCAACCUGACUAAGGAGGCCGACUUCGUCAGGCGCCGGCUGCUGAGCAUGUCAUUCAACGACGCGUCUUCCAAGAACAACGAGGUUAAACAAUAUGGUGAAGGCAACAAGCGAAGGCUCCUGAGUAUGUCGUUCAACGAUGCCUCUUCGGAGAACGAGGUUAAGCAGUACGGCGAAGGCAACAAGCGAAAGCUCCUCAACGACGCCUCAUCGGAGAAUGAAGUUAAGCAAUACGGCGAAGGCAACAAGCGAAAGCUCCUCAACGACGCCUCAUCGGAGAACGAGGUUAAGCAAUACGGCGAAGGCAAUAAACGAAAGCUCCUCAACGACGCCUCGUCAGAGAACGAGGUUAAGCAAUACGGCGAAGGCAAUAAACGAAAGCUCCUCAACGAUGCCUCGUCAGAGAACGAGGUUAAGCAAUACGGCGAAGGCAAUAAACGAAAGCUCCUCAACGACGCCUCGUCAGAGAACGAGGUUAAGCAAUACGGCGAAGGCAAUAAACGGAAGCUCCUCAACGACGCCUCGUCAGAGAACGAGGUUAAGCAAUAUGGUGAAGGUAACAAACGAAGGCUCAUGAGCAUGUCAUUCAAUGAUGCCUCGUCGGAGAGCGAGGUUAAGCAAUACGGCGAAGGCAACAGGCGAAAGCUCCUCGACGACACAUCGUCAGAGAACGAGGUUAAGCAAUACGGCGAAGGCAACAAGCGAAAGCUCCUCAACGACGCCUCGUCAGAGAACGAGGUUAAGCAAUACGGCGAAGGCAACAAGCGAAGACUCUUGAGCAUGUCGUUUAACGACGCCACCUCCGAGAACGAGGUUAAACAAUAUGGCGAAGGCAACAAGCGAAGACUCAUGAGCAUGUCGUUUAACGACGCCUCGUCGGAGAAUGAGGUUAAACAAUACGGCGAAGGCAACAGGCGAAGGCUCCUGUCCACCCAGAUGCAGAGCAUCGCCGACAUGUCGGCGCAGAUGAACCGCCGCCUCCUGGCGACGGAGCUCCCUGAGGACCUCGCCGGCAAACGUCAGCUGCUGUCUAACAAGCUCCUCAUGAUCAACGACGUGGCCAAGGAGGCCAACUGCCAGCUCGAGGCCAUCGCCAACGGCAGGUUCCCCGAGGAGGAGGAGGAUCGGAGGGUGCUGGCGACGGAGGUGAUCGGGACGAUCGACGACCUGCCCAACCACCACCGCCGCAACCUGCUGUCCGCCGGCGCGUUCCCGGAGUGGGUUUCGUCCCACGCCCGGAGGCUCCUCCAGUUUCCCGGCGUGCUGCAGAAGCCCAACGCGGUGGUGGCCGCUGACGGGAGCGGCAACUUCAAGACCAUCACGGAGGCCCUCGACUCCGUGCCCAAGAAGUCCACCGCCCGCUUCGUCAUCUACGUCAAGGCCGGCGACUACAAGGAGUACGUCACCGUCAACAAGGACCAGGCCAACAUCUUCAUGUACGGCGACGGGCCCACCAAGACCCGCGUCAUCGGCGACAAGAGCAACAAGGGAGGCUUCGCUACCAUUGCCACCCGCACCUUCUCGGCGGAAGGAAACGGGUUCAUCUGCAAGUCGAUGGGGUUCGUAAACACGGCGGGGCCGGACGGGCACCAGGCGGUGGCGCUGCACGUGCAGGGGGACAUGUCGGUGUUCUUCAACUGCAGGUUCGAGGGGUACCAGGACACGCUGUACGUGCACGCCAACCGGCAGUUCUUCCGAAACUGCGAGGUGCUGGGCACCAUCGACUUCAUCUUCGGCAACUCGGCGGCGGUGUUCCAGAACUGCCUCAUGACGGUGCGGAAGCCCAUGGACAACCAGGGCAACAUGGUGACCGCGCACGGCCGUACGGACCCCAACAUGCCCACCGGCAUUGUGCUCCAGGGGUGCAAGAUCGUGCCGGAGGAUGCGCUGUUCCCCGUCAGGACGACGAUCCCCAGCUACCUCGGCCGGCCGUGGAAGGAAUACGCCAGGACGGUGGUGAUGGAGAGCACCAUCGGCGAUCUCAUCAAGCCGGAGGGGUGGUCGGAAUGGAUGGGUGACCUCGGGCUCAAGACGCUCUACUACGCCGAGUACGCCAACACCGGGCCCGGCGCCGGGACAAGCAAGAGGGUGGCCUGGCCGGGGUACCGUGUCAUCGGACAGGCCGAGGCCACCAAGUUCACCGCCGGCGUGUUCAUCGACGGCAUGAGCUGGCUCAAGAACACCGGCACGCCUAACGUCAUGGGCUUCAUCAAAUGAUCCAGCCAGUUUGCCGGCCGUGUGCAUGCACGGUGCGUUGCGCAUCUUGCAUGCAUGCAUGCAUGCGCUUUGUCAGGCAUCGAUCCAUGGAAACGUGCGGUCCGGUGCAUGCUUGACAAGAUAUGGAGUUUUAGGAAGGAGACAUAAAGCAAGAUCAGUGUGUGUAUUAUUUGUACAGAAGUACAAAAACAGUUCAAACAAAAGAAGUUCACGUAAUUUACGCUCUUAUGUAAUGUAACUGAUUAGAACAUUUGAACAUGGCUUUAUGUAUGUUUUCCUUGUCUAGACUUAUGCUCUUUAAGAGC
Hordeum vulgare subsp. vulgare (domesticated barley) is the source of this 3803-nucleotide messenger RNA. RefSeq names its product putative leucine-rich repeat-containing protein DDB_G0290503. Lineage: Eukaryota; Viridiplantae; Streptophyta; Magnoliopsida; Poales; Poaceae. The coding region runs from base 94 to 3498 and encodes 1134 amino acids. The record is from RefSeq and is a predicted model, not a curated record. The transcript has 2 exons. Gene Ontology annotation, biological process: cell wall modification. Gene Ontology annotation, molecular function: pectinesterase activity; pectinesterase inhibitor activity.